This is a messenger RNA of Camelus dromedarius (Arabian camel), 1894 nucleotides long. It is a transcript of the gene CAPS, whose product is annotated as calcyphosine. Gene Ontology annotation, cellular component: vesicle. Bases 641 to 1210 code for a protein of 189 amino acids. The record is from RefSeq and is a predicted model, not a curated record. The transcript has 5 exons. Gene Ontology annotation, molecular function: calcium ion binding. Lineage: Eukaryota; Metazoa; Chordata; Mammalia; Artiodactyla; Camelidae.
UUGACAAAAAUACCAGGAAUUACUCUGUCCAACUCAGCGCUGAGUCUGGAGGGCCCAGCUGUUUCAGCUCAGCCAGCACUGGUCUCAGCACCUCCUGCUGGACGUGGGCCUGUGCCACCUCAAGCCCUUUAAACUCGGAUCCCUCAGCAGCUUUGGCUGCUGCCCUGUGAAGAGCAGGGAACUGGUGAAGCCCAGAGAGGGGAGGGGACCUGCCCCAGGUCACACAGGAAUUGGGCCUUGCCUCUCUCCAUCCAGGACAGUGGUUCCUACAGGGCUGUGGCCCAGCCCUCCUCCCUGUGGCUAGGACAUGACUGUCCUCCCCCGCUCCCCCCUCCUCCCCACUCCUAGUCCGGGUCUGGCUCUAUCCCAGGCCUGGGCACUGCAGGGCUGGGGGUGAGUGAGCAGGACAGUGGGUGGGCAGAGGUAGCAGCAAGAGCAGUGCCCUGUCCCUCUUGGCCUGCCAUAAACCAGCGAGAGGGCUGUGCCUAGGGCCACGAGGCCCUGGCACAGAGAGUGUUACAGCUGGGGCCCCUCCCAGUCUCCAGGGCACUGUCCCUUAGCAACAGUCCUGCUGGGUGCCAGUGUUGGGCAGAGAGGCCAUCCGGAGGACUCCAGGACAAAGGCCAGCUGCCCAGAGAUCAUGGAUGCUGUGGACGCCACUAUGGAGAAACUCCGGGCACAGUGUCUGUCCCGAGGGGCCUCGGGCAUCCAGGGUUUGGCCAAGUUUUUCCGCCGCCUGGACCGGGAUGGGAGCCGAUCCCUGGAUGCGGGGGAGCUCCAGCGGGGCCUGGCUGAGCUGGGGCUGGCGCUGGACACGGCGGAGGCGGAGGGUGUGUGCAGGCGCUGGGACCGCGAUGGCAGCGGGACGCUGGACCUGGAGGAGUUCCUGCGGGCGCUGCGGCCCCCCAUGUCCCAGGCCCGGGAGGCGGUCAUCACAGCUGCAUUUGCCAAGCUGGACCGCAGCGGGGAUGGCGUGGUGACGGUGGAUGACCUGAGGGGGGUGUACGGCGGCCGCGCUCACCCCAAGGUGCGGAGUGGGCAGUGGACGGAGGAAGAGGUGCUCCGCCGCUUCUUGGACAACUUCGACUCCUCUGAGAAGGAUGGGCAGGUCACGCUGGCCGAGUUCCAGGACUACUACAGCGGCGUGAGUGCCUCUGUGGAUACGGAUGAGGAGUUCGUGGCCAUGAUGACCAGUGCCUGGCGGCUGUGAGCAACAUGCACCCCCUCAGCUCACCCCACCAUAGCAUAGGACCCCCCCCCACCAAAACCCCUGAGCCAGGGACCGUCUCACCUGGGGUUUGAGCUGAGCAGCCCCCGGCUGGGGGAUGGAGGGGAGUGUGGGAGGCUGCAGAACUGGCUGGACUAGGUCUCCGAGGGCUGCUUGGCCACCAGGUGUUAAUGGGACAAACGUCCCAAUGAUGAGUCACUGGCUCAGGACCCCAGGGAGGAAGGCCCUCGCUGCCCACGCUGUGCUGACCCCAGGCCUCACCAGGUGCCACAGGUGCCCCGCACCCCAGAUGCCCUGCUCAGUGAACCCUGCCAGCAUCCCCUCCCUGCCCCACCCCCAUGGUUCCCCGGGAAGCCAGGCAGCACCUGGGUGGGGAAGCAAACGGCUCUUCUGUGAAGCGAGGCUCUGCACGGAGGUGGCCACUCUUGGAAGGCAGCUGAGCUCGGUCACCUGCCCGGGUGUGGAGCGUGGGGCAAAGGCCGCAGCCCACAGGCAGGCCAAGCUGCUGGAGGAACUGCGCCCGGAGGAGCGGAGGCCGUUCUGGGCCAGGUCAUCCGGCUUCCUGAGGCCCCUGGGGCACACAGGAGGCCAGCGUUUUAGUUAAAAGUUUUAAUGUAGUUCCCAAAUACAUUUCAUAUGACAAUCUUACAUAAAUGUUCCAAAACA